GUAGCCAAUCAAAUCAAAUCAAACACAUAAAACACAAGAACUAGAGCAAAAUAUGCCAAAUUGGAUAGUCUUUCUGCCCCGCCAAAUUCUCCAUUAAUCCGUUCAUAUCGCCAUUUCUGCAAACAUUUACAGAGGAAUGUGUAACUGAGCAAGGAGGCCCAGGUGAACUCCAUGAAGAAAUAUCAACUUAUACUCUUUUUGUUAUUUGUUGGCUUUGCUUUGUCAUCAAUAUUACUUCUGAUUUAUCUCGAACCGGAGGAGAUUAGCUUCCAAGAGUUUAAAAACAAGCUACUUGAACCUGGUCUUGUUGAUCGAAUUGUCGUUGCUAACAAAGAUGUAGCCAGAGUUUAUGUAAGGAGUUCUUCACCUGGUAAUAAUCAAACUGAUGAUGACACCGUUCAAGGUCCUACAAGUGGUACAAAUGGUAAUAGAAACAUUAGCAACCACAAAUACUCUUUUAACAUUGGGAGUGUUGAGUCAUUUGAGCAGAAGCUGAAGGAAGCACAAGAAGCCUGGGGAAUAGACUCUAAUAAUUUUGUCUCUGUGGUAUAUGUUAAUGAGUUGGAUUGGUUCCCAGAACUGAUGAAGUGUGGUUUAACCCUGUUGCUUCUAGCUAUCCUUUAUUAUAUGGAUUUUGGAGGUGCUCGUGGAAUACUUAAUAUUGGUAAAGCGCAUUUCACAAAGAUGGACAAAAAUGCAAAGAAUAAGGUCUUCUUCAAGGAUGUGGCUGGAUGUGACGAGGCUAAGCAAGAAAUUAUGGACUUCGUCCACUUCCUUAAGAAUCCCAAAAAAUACGAGGAGCUAGGAGCCAAAAUUCCUAAGGGUGCUCUUCUAGUUGGUCCUCCUGGGACUGGAAAGACACUUUUAGCUAAAGCUACAGCUGGAGAAGCUGGCGUACCUUUUCUCUCGAUUUCUGGGUCAGAAUUUGUGCAGAUGUUUGUUGGUGUUGGUCCAGCUAGAGUUAGGAGCUUAUUUCGGGAGGCAAGACGUUGUGCACCUAGUAUAAUUUUCAUCGACGAGAUCGAUGCAGUAGGUGGAACAAGAGGGAAGGGACGCUAUUCUGGAGGAAACGAUGAACGUGAGGGUACUUUAAACCACCUGCUUGUAGAAAUGGACGGAUUUGCAACCACAUCUGGUGUAGUUGUACUCGCUGGCACAAAUAGACUUGAUAUAUUAGACAAAGCCUUGUUAAGGCCUGGUCGUUUUGAUCGCCAGAUUACCAUUGACAAGCCAGACAUAAAAGGUCGUGAACAGAUUUUCAGAAUCUAUCUGAACAAGUUGAAACUUGACCAGGAGGCAGCGUUCUAUUCACAGAGGUUUGCUGCUCUAACACCAGGAUUUGCUGGAGCAGACAUUGCGAAUGUUUGUAAUGAAGCUGCUUUGUUUGCUGCUAGGAGUGAGAGUACCACAAUCAAAAUGCAUCAUUUCGAGGCAGCAAUAGACAGGGUGAUUGGGGGUCUAGAGAAGAAGAACAAGGUCAUAAGCAAACUGGAAAGGAGGACAAUUGCGUAUCAUGAAUCCGGCCAUGCUGUUGCUGGUUGGUUCUUGGAACAUGCAGAACCAUUACUUAAAGUGACAAUUAUUCCUCGUGGAACAGCAGCAUUAGGAUUUGCUCAAUAUGUUCCCAAUGAAAAUCUUUUAAUGACUAAGGAGCAGCUAUUUGAUAUGACAUGCAUGACUCUUGGUGGCCGAGCUGCUGAGCAGGUUUUGAUUGGAAAGAUCUCAACUGGAGCUCAAGAUGAUUUGGAGAAAGUAACCAAGAUGACAUAUGCUCAGGUAGCUGUCUAUGGUUUCAGUGACAAGGUUGGUCUUCUUUCUUUUCCGCAAAGAGAUGAUACAUUUGAGACAUCAAAGCCCUACAGUAGCAAGACUGCAGCAAUUAUUGACGAUGAAGUUAGAGAAUGGAUCGCCAAGGCAUAUGAUCGUACCCUACAGCUUAUAGAGGAACACAGAGAACAUGUAGCUCAGAUUGCAGAAUUGCUACUUGAAAAGGAGGUCCUUCAUCAAGAAGAUCUGGUCCAGGUAUUGGGUGAACGCUCAUUUGAGAAUAGUGAGCUUACAAACUAUAACAGGUUCAAGCAAGGAUUCGAAGAAGAGAACAGAGAAAUUAAAGAUAUCCCUAAGGACAAGACAGCACAAGAUAAUCAAUCCUCUUCUGAGGGAUCAGAGGUUGUCCCAAUCAGUGUUGUCAAAGGUGAAAACGCGCGAAAAGGCAUUGAAAAAGACACAAGGUACAUCGGGGCUUUAAGUGUAAAGCGCAAAUGUGCAUUUAAAGGAUGGGUUCUAGUAAAGAAAGGUGCAGUGAAGAAAAAACAAUUAUAGAAAAAAAAAUUAUUGAAAAAAAACCUGAAAUCAAAUGUAAUAUAUGAAGUACAAAGCAUGUCUGUCAAGUUCAAAAGCCAAUUUAAACUUUGAUUUAUA
Molecule: messenger RNA, 2421 nt
Organism: Nicotiana tabacum (common tobacco)
Lineage: Eukaryota; Viridiplantae; Streptophyta; Magnoliopsida; Solanales; Solanaceae
Product: ATP-dependent zinc metalloprotease FTSH 8, mitochondrial
Biological process (GO): mitochondrial protein processing
Cellular component (GO): m-AAA complex; chloroplast thylakoid membrane
Molecular function (GO): ATP-dependent peptidase activity; ATP hydrolysis activity; metalloendopeptidase activity
Source: RefSeq, a predicted model, not a curated record